CUCAACGUCAUUUAGUUCUUUUUUUUUUUUAUCUCUUUUUUAUUCAAUCUCUCAAUCUCUCUCAAUCUCUCUCAAUCUCUCUCUCUCUCUCUCUCUCAAUCAUACCUUUUAUUUUAACCACGACAUCUCCUUCAAAGGGUUGAGUGAGAGGAACACCUUGACCAAUUGACCUUGCAACGGUCCUUACUUCGUUGCAAGUCUCCCUUCUUCCUUCUCCCUUCUUCUCCUCUCCCUUCCCUUUUUAUUUUUACUUUUAUUUUGUUAUUUUAUUUUAUUUUAUAUUUUUAUCUUUUAUUUUCCCCUUCCUUUCUUUUCUUCUUCACAUCUUUCUCGUCUCGUCAUGGACAAGCUUCUGCAUCUCGGCAAAAAGAAAUCGACAAAAUAUAAUCAGCCAAUCACCAUCUCCUCUCCUACUUUAAUUCCUUCGGGUACUGGCUAUUAUCAACCAAGCAGUCCACCCUUUGUACCCCAGACAACCUACCAGCCUCGUACAAGUUUUCAGCAGUCAGACCGAGAGCAAGGACAAUACGCUUAUUCAAAUACAAACUCGGGUGAUGGCAAUGGUGGCAAUGGAGCCGGAGGAGGGCACGGACAUCAUUCAUACUCGGGAGACUAUUCCUCAACCUCGUCUCCACCACAAUCAGCAAGAGGUCAUCCUAGCCAUCACUCAUCCUCAUCUGGUUCAUACCUUGGAUCCGUCUCCACUGCCGCUGCCGCUGCCAUCACCUCCUUCGCUGCAGGACAUCACCGUGUCUCUUCAGGAAUAGACCGUCCCACUUCCCCCAAUAACUAUGACACCCAGUCUGUACGCUCAUUUAGAACCUCAACCUCAGGGACAGCCAGUGAAGCUGGACGAAGCGAACCUUUGCCCCCAACACGUCCUCGAAAUGACCAGGAAAUCGAGGAUCGUUUUAUUGACUUUAUGAAUAACAUGGACAUGCAGGGAAGUGAAAAGCGCAAGAAAAUGGAAGCACUUCCAUUAGAUAUCAAAUGGAAACUCAUUUGUCAACAUGAAGCACAGGAGCAGAACAAGGCUAAGAAACGCGUUGAAGGUCAAAUUGACAAAUCCUCGCCAGAGUAUUAUGUGAGAAAGAUGCAGUCGGAUGCAGAUCUUAGAAACAUGGACGUUAAAGUUCUCGUCGCCCUUCACGUGUCUCUCAAGUCGCAACCAAUAUCAUGGGUCCGGAUUUUCAUUCAAAACCGUGGACAACAAAUCCUGUCAUCGUCACUAGCUACUUUGAACCAUAGACCAUCAAGACGAGAUGCGGAUUUGGCGAUGGAACAUGAGAUUGUUAAAUGUUUAAAGACGUUACUUAACAACCGAUGGGGCGCGCAGGAAGCAAUUAAGCACCCUCCUUGUAUAUAUGCUCUCUGUUUCUCAAUUACUUCACCUCAGAUCCAGACAAGGAAGCUGGUUGUAGAAGUCUUGACUUUUUUGUGCUACUGUGAGGUUCCAAUGGGCCAUAAAUUGGUCUUGGAAGGAUUGGAUCAAGUACAAGAGUACUGGAGGGAAAGCGCUCGCUUUGAUGCAUGGAUGAGAAUCCUGGAGAACACUAUUGAUGGACGUGGUCGAUUUGGUACAGCGAUCGGAAUGAGCGAGGAGCUGAAGAAGACAGGAACACUUGACAGCCAUCUGAUUGAAUAUGUGCUAUCAAACGUCAUCUUGAUCAAUGCGUUAUUACAAGUUGUUGACGAUAUUGAGCUUCGUAUCCACCUCCGAAGUCAGCUGACAACCAGCGGAUUGACACGGAUCAUUUCUAAAAUGAGGAGUCUCAAUCACGACCUGAUUGACAGACAGCUAAACAUUUAUGAAGAUGAGGCAGAGAAUGACUAUGAUGACAUGGUGGAGUUCUAUAACCAUCAAAUUCUGCAUGACAUGUCCGAUCCGUACGAUGUAUUCCAUGCAUUGCUUCGCUCUGUAGAAAGCAGCAGGGCAUACGACUUUUUCUUAUCACUCCUCCAACAUAUGCUUCUCAUUCGUGAAGAGGGCGAUCUAAGGAUCCGCUACUUUCAGCUUAUGGAUGCCAUUGUAACACAGGUUGUAAUGGACCGACGAGGCCUCACAGAUGAUCUUGAACAAAAGAUUGGCUACUCUGUCAGCCAACUUGUUAGCAAACUUGUUGAUCAAGAUCGAUUGAAUGAUAUCCUCGAAGAAUCAAAACAACUGAAGCAGGAGGUCGAGAAUUUAAAGAGGCAGAAGAUCCAGCUGGAGCAUGAAAUAGGCCAGAAAGAUGACGGAAUGCUAUCGCAGCUCAAAUCAAACAUCUAUUCGCUGGAGGAUCUGCUCCGAGUCUCAAGGCAUACGAUCCAAACCCUUCAGACUAAGCUCAAUAAUGUUGAAAAGGAGACACAUGCAAUAAUGGCUAGACAGGAUGCUCAGAUAAAGCACUUGACAAAGUCUCUCGAGGAUGCGAAUACUCUGAUGGCUGAGGCUGGCCUGGAGACUGGCAUCUCCAUUGGCACCGGUCCUAACAGAGGAAGUGUUAGGGCAGGCUUUAGAGAAGGUGUCAGAGGAGGUGUCAGAGAAGGUAUCAGAGAAGGUGUUAGAGAAAGCGCCAGAGAGAAUAUCAGAGAGAGUGGUAGAGAGAGUAUCAGAGAGGAUUUCAAAGAGGAGCUCAAGGGCGCCAUCGCAGGAGGCGUUGGAAGAGGUACUGGAGGAAAGCUUGGAGGCGUCAGAGAAAGUACUGGAGAAAGUGCUGCAGGAAAUGGAAGCACUGGAACUGGUGGAUCAGGAACGGGCGGAUCAGGAACUGGUGGAUCAGGAACUGGUAAUGCACGUGUUCAGAGCACGGGAAGUAGCAGCCAGGUUGUUGAUAAUGAAAGGAUCCGCAAGCUGCUUGAGCAAACCAGAGCUGAAGGUGCCAGAUUGCAGAAACGCUACGCUAAAUUACCUGGGUUGGCUUCUACUGACCAAGCAGCUGAAACGACCUCAACGAGCCGGUUAGAAGAGCGUUCAGAUGCGCUCAUGAACGGCUCUGAUCGAGAAAAUCUCAGUGACCGCCUGGGAGCAGAGGGUGAACAAGGGGGUAGAGAUGUAUCAAGGGAAAAAGUAGAUAUUGGUGAGGAAUUACCUGAGAAAAAUACGGAAUCACCUCCACCGGCCUCAUUACCUGUUGAAGGGCAAGCGCCAGCACCAUCAUCACCACUUCCUACUACACAAAUUCUAUCACCACUAUCUCCUCUUCCAACUUCAGAUGAUCUUCCAACCUCAGAUUCCUAUCCGAUUUCAGAUGACUUUCCAGCCUCAGUUAGCUUUCCACACUCAGACGAUCUUCCAGCUUCAGAUGACCUUUCGGUUUCAGAUGAAGUCCCAGUUUCAAAAGCUUAUCCCGCUUCAGAUGAAGUUCCAGUUUCAAAAGAAUAUUCCACUUCAGACGAUCUUCUAGCUUCAGAUGCCUAUCUGGCUUCAAAGGACUUUUCAGCUUCAGAUGCUUACCUAGGUUCAAAGGACUUUUCAGCUUCAGAUGCCUAUCCAGUUUCAAAUGACCUUCCAGCUUCAGAUACCUAUCCAAUUUCUGGUACUCCUCCGCCACCACCACCACCGCCUCCACCACCACCACCACCACCAGUUUCUGGCGCUCCUCCACCACCUCCACCGCCACCACCAGUUUCUGGCGCUCCUCCACCACCUCCACCGCCACCACCAGUUUCUGGUGCUCCUCCACCACCUCCUCCCCCACCACCAAUUUCUGGUGCCCCUCCACCACCACCACCACCAGGGCCUGCUUCACCAUCUCUCCCAUCGCCAUCAGCCAAAAUGGGUGGUUUGUUGGGUGAGAUGUUGGCCAAAGGUGCUGCAGUCAAAGGUACAAGUGGUACUAAAGCUAGCAGCAAUGACACGGACUCAGACUCGGAUGAACCAGCACCAGGAACAUUUGCCGCCAUGUUGGCUGCCAAGAAAAAGAGACUGGGCACAAGCAGUCCAACUACAACUAAGGCUCCAGUACUUGCAGCGCCCAAGGCCGGUGGACCUCCUCCUCCUCCUCCUCCUCCUCCACCUCCUCCUCCCCCACCAGGUGUUGGAGGCCCGCCACCGCCGCCGCCACCACCCGGUCGAGGAGGCCCACCACCCCCACCUGGCGCGCCUGGUAUGCCUAUGCUAGGAAAGAUGAACCAAAAGAAGGAUGCACAAAUGGCGGGUGUCAAGCUUAAGACAUUACAGUGGGAGAAGCUCAAUUACAUGUCUGUCGGAAAUACUGUAUGGGGUUCUGGUGGCGUGGACGAAGAGGCUCUUCAGCAAGCUCUCGGUGCAAAUGGUAUUUUUGGAAGUAUGGAGGAGCUUUUUGUCGCCAAGGUGUUUGAGCGUAAAGAGCCCCGUGCAGCCAAGAAGGCGCGAGAAAUCCUCGUUAUUGAGCAGCGUCGUGCUCACCAGAUCAACAUCAUGUUGGGUGGUAUGAAGCACACAAAUCCAGAAAUCCGUAAUGCCAUCGUUAGUAUGGAUGAUCAAAAGUUAAGCCUUGUUCAAUUGACAAACUUGCUCAAGUUUGUUCCUGAUGCCGAAGAAACUGGAAAGUUGCUGGAGUACAAGGAUGCGUCCGAGGAUGUCAAGUUGCAGCUUGGUAGAGCAGAAGCAUUCUUUGUGGAAAUCCUGAAGAUCGACCGCUAUCAACAACGUCUGGAAGGACUUCGUUUUAAGGUGACCUUCAAUUCGCUCUUAGAGGGCGUCAACGAGUCCAUUUUCGCCAUUUCUGUUGCCUCUAGAAACUUGAAGGAGGCCAAAUAUUUCAAGGAGCUACUCAAUCUAAUUCUGAUGCUCGGAAACUACAUGAACGGUUCUGGCCAUAAUGGCGGUGCAUUUGGUUUCAAGAUUGCCAGUAUCAACAAGUUGGUCGACACGAAAGCAUCCAAUACCCCCAACAUGACAUUGCUUCACUUCUUGACCAAUAUCACAGAGACGACAUUACCUGACUUGUUGAACUACCAAUCUGAAAUCAGUUCCUGUGGUGAGGCAUGCCGAGUGUCAUUACCUGAGCUUCAGUCUGAUUUCAACCUGAUUAAGACCAAGAUCAAGGAGAUCAAAGUGGAGCUCAACACACACUAUCCUGACGGCCUCAAAGUCACUCCUGACGAUCGAUUUUAUGAAGUCAUGAAGCCUUUUAUUGAGUCAGCUGAGCAACAGUUCGUAGCAGCCGAGGCAGCCAUGGCGGAGAUGGAUGAGCUGUAUAAGGAUUGUGUAAAGUUUUAUGGCGAAGAGCCUACAAUCAUGAAGCCGGACGAAUUCUUUGGAAUAUUCAAGACAUUUAUGGCAUCCUUUGAGAAAGCAAGAGACGACAACCGUAAGCAGAGAGAAAAGGAGGAGCAGCGCGAAAAAGCCAAAUUGGCGGCCAAGCAACGUCAAGAGCAGAUUGCAGCCAAAAGGAAUCGCCUGCAAGUUCCCAACAUCACUGCGGAAGGCCCCACACCCGAUGCAGAUGGUGGUAGUGAUGAUAAGGGUAUGAUGGACAGCCUACUCGAGAGCCUGAGGAAUGGAGGUGAUAAUGAAGCUUCACGGAGAGAUCGCCGGCGGAAAAACCGUAUGGAGCACUCCGCAUCUGUUGCAGUUAAAGCACAGGAUCUGCUGUCAUCUCUUCGAGAAGAUAGUGGGCCACCACUGCCAUCUUUUAAUCAAUAAUCCUUUUUUCUUUUCUUUUUUUCCUCCCUCCUCAUUAAAAAUAUGACAGAUAACCAUAAAGUAACAUACAAC
Messenger RNA from Lobosporangium transversale, 5683 nucleotides. RefSeq lists its product as hypothetical. Lineage: Eukaryota; Fungi; Mortierellomycota; Mortierellomycetes; Mortierellales; Mortierellaceae. Gene Ontology annotation, cellular component: cell division site; mating projection tip. The transcript is spliced from 13 exons. The record is from RefSeq and is a predicted model, not a curated record. Gene Ontology annotation, biological process: barbed-end actin filament capping; actin filament bundle assembly; mitotic actomyosin contractile ring assembly. The coding region runs from base 341 to 5611 and encodes 1756 amino acids. Gene Ontology annotation, molecular function: small GTPase binding; actin binding.